GAUAAUUUGUCUAACGUCACAUGAUCACGGCUCCGAAAGAAAGGUUGCUGUCAAGCAUCCCUUUAAUUAGAGCGCACGCACGCAGGGGAAUGUUUACCGCGUCCGUGAGCGGGUCUCCGUUCUGAACACCCAGGUAGUCUCACCGACGUGAUACGGCAGAUUUUUCGCGCCAUGUCUUUCGAGAGCCCCCGGUCUUCAGUGUUCACGUUCCAGUCGUCGGUGCACAGCUCGCACGUGCUGCGCAGCCUGAACGAGCAGCGGAAGCGGGACGUCCUGUGCGACUUGACGGUGGUGGUGGAGAACAAGGGCUUCCGCGCGCACCGCUCCGUGCUGGCCUCGUGCAGCGAAUACUUCCACACACGCGUCACUAGCCUGGUGGGGCAAGGCCUGGUCGUCACGCUCCCUGAUGAGGUUACGGUGGAAGGAUUCGACCCGUUGUUGGAAUUUGCUUACACAGCAAAGCUCCUCUUCACCAAGGAGAACAUUCUGGAAAUUCGCAGGUGCGCCACCGUUUUGGGUUUCCACGACCUGGACAAGGCCUGCUUCGACUUCCUCAUCCCAAAGUUCUUCGACAGCAGCAGGAGCGCUCAGGCCAUCCCGCGGAGGGUGUGCUGCCGGAAAAAAUUCUGGCGGGAGAAAUCGGCGAAGCAAGGGUCCGGCACCGAUGCGGACGCCGCCGCCGACGAUGAGGUCAUCGAGGUCAAAGAGGAGAGCAGGGACGUGGAGGAGCUGGUGGGAGAGCGCGACCCCGAAGAGACGGCCCCGUGCGCUAAACCCGCGAACGAUGCCCCGGGAAGCCUCGGCCAGGGCUGCUCGGGCUGCCCUGCCGUUGCCACGCCGACGGACCCGGCCCUGCUCUGUCUGAAGUACCGCAAGUUCCAGAACGCCUGCGGGAGGGAGCGGUCCAGCAGCCCUCAGGUUCCUUCCUCAUCCUCCUCCUCAUCCUCAUCCUCGCUGGCUCCGGCCGCCGAAGGGCAGGCACCCCCUGUCCAUCCCCGAAGGCAGGAAGGCAGCGGAUUGGCCAGAGCCGUCUCCGGGAGACGCAAGUCUGAGGCGGACUCCACGGCGAGCGAGAACGAGGCGGCGGCGGUGUCCGUGCGCCCGCCCCCUGCGCUCGCCCCUCUCCCGGGAAACCCCGAUGGCGGCGGCAGCGGCGGCGGCUUCGGGGAGGCACUGGAUUCCGGGUGCAGCCCAUCCGUGGGGUCAGCGGGGGCGGAGCCAGACUGCUGCACUGUGGGUACUCGCUUUCCACCUUGUUCCGCCGGACAGGAGGAGGAGGAGGGUGGCAGAAACCAUGCGAUACCGGCUGGCUCGGACCUGGCGCAUCCCGAAUUUUCCAGCGCCCCGGGUCAGCAGGGAGGCGGGGAGAGGAGCACCGUCGAGAGGGAGGUCCCCGCACACCUGGCCGAGAGCUUCUGGUGCGCGUACCUGGACCCCCCCGGGGAGUCCUCCGCGGGCCCGUCGGCAGGCUACCGCUGGUGCAAGCGGCUCGCCCCGGCGCCGGGGGGGCUGGACUGCCCUUUUCUCCGGGACCAGGGGCUGCCCCAGGCGGGGGGGAGGUCCUACGACUCCUCCCCAAACUCGGGGGACGACUCCGACACGGAGGGGGCCAGCGUGUGCUCCUCCACCCAAAGAGCACCCGAGGUGCAGCUGCCCUUCCCAGUCGAGCAGAUCGUCUCCCUGAGCCGGAACGACUUCCAGAACGUUCUGAAGGAGCACCGGCUGACCCGGGAGCAGCUGGACUUCGUCCAGGACGUCCGACGGCGCAGCAAGAACUGCAUCGCCGCCCGUCGCUGCCGCAAGAGGAAGCUCGACUGCAUCUACAGCCUGGAGUGCGAGAUCGAGAAGCUGCGCUGUGAGAAGCAGACGCUGGAGCAGGAGAGGACUCAUCUGGCCCAGGUGAAGCGGCAGACCUGGCAGGACAUCUCGGGCUUGUGCCAGAAGGUGCUCAGCGAGGCGGCCCUGCAGCCGGAGCAGCUGCAUGUGCUGGCUAAAUAUGCCACCCCGGACUGCCCCCGGUCGUCCCUCCUCGCCCCCCUGACACCCCCCUCCGCCUCCGCCUGCCCCUCCGUGGACCCCUGCCCAGGUGAGACUCACAGAGACCCACAGGUUCCCCUCCCCCCGGAGCCCGCGCCGGCAGCCAAUCACGACAGGACUUCGCCUGGCUCCGCCCCUGGUGGGCGUGGCCUCUGCUCCAUCGCAGACGUCUGUUUGGACAUGAGCCGCAAAUGUGCCAGGGAUGAGUGACAGCUGUCACUUCACCACUCGGCCUCCUCUGUUUUUUAAAAAAAAACAAAUUCCUUAAACAAAUGACUGCAUUUUUUCAGUUAAUCACAAAAAUAUGUAAUUACAGACACUCAGGUUUUUUGUUGUUGUUUUUUCAUUUUACACACUGUAUGUGUUUUUUUACACACUUACGAACAUGCAUUUUAAAUCUAAUCACUACUACGGGCACUAUAUCUCGAAUUACUUCCCGUCAGAUCUCAUUGCUUCACUUUUCUGAAUCAUGCCAGGUGUUCUGAAAUAUAUGCCACUAUUUCUAGAAAUAUUUGCAAACAGGUCCUGUGGUCUGGUAUAAGACGCCAUCAGGUAUUCACAGUCUAACUAAAGUGUGGUCAUCUUUCAGGGGAAAAUAGUCACCAGUUUACUGGGAAAGUGACCACUGUUGAUGGCCAUACUUCAGCCAUCAGUGAAGAAUGUUUAUUGUUCAAAAAUAGCACCGCUUGGUCAUUAGCAUGACCAGUGAAUUUACCCUGGCCGUACGCUUAAACAAACAGACCUCUAUGCGUCAGUGAUUUCUGGUCUGUCGAUUAGGUCUGAUCUCACUGUACAAUCUCAGGACCAACAGAUACCUCAGUACAGCAUCAACUCUGUCUCUGAAUGUGUAGUCUUCUUGCAGGGUAAUCACUGCUGUUCUACCCAAUUGUCAAACAAUGCACAAUUUAAAAUGGUGAAAAGGUGUUAUGCAAUCCACCAUUCAUAUGCUGAAAAUGGCUACCCACUACCAUCCCACAUUGGGUCUGGAUCUCUAUAAUACUCUGAUUUAGAACCACACGGUGAACUGAACUGUAGGCCGCACCUCUUUUCCAACACAAAUGUGCUUAUCCUCGUUCAUGUAAAGAAUGAUGGGUAAUGUAGUCACUAUCCUUUAGAAUCCUUCGUGUGUGCCCUCAGGGUUAGGCAUUUCCAUAAAGUACGAUGAUAAGCGCACCUUUUUAACCGUUUCAACCGCGGAUCUUUGGACAGUUGGGUGGCAGUUCACUCAUAGGGGUCAGGGCUGAAAUGCUGCGUCCGCAAUAACAACAGUCACAGAGCUUUCAAAGAGAAAUCUGCUGUCUGCAGCACCGUACAGCAGCCUCGGGUGCUUUGGCAGCCAUUUUGUCUUAAUUUCCAGAGUUUUAGGAAAGCUUUGCAGUUUUCACAAGGACAUUUUGCCAUGCAGUCCGGCUAUAUGCCCGCUAACAGCCUGUCCUAAUUGUACCUCGAGUCACUCCUCUUGGGGUGCAGGCCUCAGUAACGGGGUAAUUUGUGGUAAUUUGCUGAGGGUGUCACAGUCACAGAAUCAGAGAUCGUCCUUGUUUACUACUUAUUUCACAUUCACAUUCAUUAAUGAAAGUAUUUGUGUUUUAAUUCUUUUUUUUUUCGUAAGCACUUUUUUUUUUUUUUUACAGUCUUGUAUAUGAUGUUCAGACUCUUUCAGAUUUUUGACUGUAUCCGGAUUUUAAAAGCAAACUCAAAAGUAUCACAGGGAUUUCUAUUUAUUUUUAAUCUGUGGAAGGUGCAAAAAUGGCAUCGAAGGUUUAAACCAAACAAUGGGCACCAGCGCUCGUAUUUCUCUUAUUGUUUAAAAAGCUGUUUAAGGAACACUUAUGCCAGGUCACAUGGUACCGUGCUCUGUAUGUACUUCCUGGUUUGGGAGUAGGAGACAAGGUGCACAAAUGGUGUAAAUCCAUAAAUGAUUCCCAGUGGCUCUCCUUACAGUUUGGAUUCUCAUUUUUCCCACAUUCAACCAGUGGCCGCUGUGACCUCCUUUCCUUUUACGGUACCAGGAAUGUUUGCGAUUCGGUCAUUGCGCUGGCGGACUUCCCGAGCUUGAACACCACAGCACUGCUGAACGUUAGCCAAAUGGAAAUUCAGCGGACUGCCCGAAGACAACGUUCAGUUGUGCAGAUUAGAGACGUUAUUCCAGAGGGUUCCAUAAGAGUUUGCAUGUAAAAUUAUCUGCAAGGUUAUACUGUCUUUUUUUAUUUUUUAUUUAAAUCUCCUGGUGUAGAGGGUUCAUCGUGAUAUUGCCACUGUAAGAGGUAAUAUAGGUCAAACCAUAUUACGCUGGAGAGAUUAAAAUAAUUCAUUGUUUACUUUCCGAGUUUUAAAAAUAUUAUUUCAGUUUAAGUGUGUAUUUUCAGUUGGCCCAGGUAAUUCUUAAAUGUGUUGAAGAAUAUUCUACAUACUAAAAUUUAGGACAACAGCCUGGACAGGGCUUGAGGUUUUGAACCUUUUUUUUGAUCCAGGGAUCCCCACCCAUGCUCAAAGGCAUCCAGGGGGACCCCCCUUGUACUUUUAAAAUGGGUAUUUUUAAAAAUGGUUUUACAUUUUAAAAUAUUUUCCCAAAAUGUAUAUAUAGUUAAUCCAUAUCAAGUCUGGCCAGGGACCCCCUACAGUACCUUCACUGACCCUUUGUUUUGUUUUCUUUUUUUGUAUGUUUUUUUUUUUCCCAGCAGUGCAUAAUGAUGAUUAAAAGUGCAUAUCAUUUGAAGACUCAAUUAAACUGUCUGUUCUUUGCAA
This is a messenger RNA of Anguilla rostrata (American eel), 4785 nucleotides long. It is a transcript of the gene bach1b, whose product is annotated as BTB and CNC homology 1, basic leucine zipper transcription factor 1 b. The coding region runs from base 172 to 2247 and encodes 691 amino acids. Gene Ontology annotation, molecular function: DNA-binding transcription factor activity, RNA polymerase II-specific; protein binding; RNA polymerase II cis-regulatory region sequence-specific DNA binding. The transcript is spliced from 5 exons. The record is from RefSeq and is a predicted model, not a curated record. Lineage: Eukaryota; Metazoa; Chordata; Actinopteri; Anguilliformes; Anguillidae. Gene Ontology annotation, biological process: regulation of transcription by RNA polymerase II.